Neltuma alba is the source of this 435-nucleotide messenger RNA. RefSeq names its product prostatic spermine-binding protein-like. Bases 1 to 435 code for a protein of 144 amino acids. Lineage: Eukaryota; Viridiplantae; Streptophyta; Magnoliopsida; Fabales; Fabaceae. The record is from RefSeq and is a predicted model, not a curated record. The transcript has 3 exons.
AUGGAGGAGGUGAAAAUUGAAGUUGAUGAUGGUGAUGCUAUGUACAAGGAGUUGAGAAAUGAAUAUCGGAAAGUGUCAUUCAGCAAAACACUAAAAGAUAUUGUUUCAGGGGAGGAGGAUGAUAGAUUUGUGCUAUACACACUGGGACCUGAAGAAGUUACGCGAGUGCCUAAUGAAGAGGAUAGAGGAAGGGCAAAAGAUGCUGAUGAGAAUGAUGAUGAGAAGGAUAAGCGCAACAGUGAUGACACAAUUGAAGAAAAGGAGAAGGAUGAAGGAGGUAGUGAAAAUGAAGAUAAUCAUGGGAAAGAUGACAGGGAGGGUGACAAGGAGAAUCAUAGCAAGAAUGAAGGGAAGGACGAAGAGGGUCAAGGGGAUGGUGAUGACAUGAGUGAAGGGGACAGGAAACACAAGGGUGAUGGAGAGGGUGAUGUAUAA